Molecule: messenger RNA, 932 nt
Organism: Zingiber officinale
Lineage: Eukaryota; Viridiplantae; Streptophyta; Magnoliopsida; Zingiberales; Zingiberaceae
Product: pectin acetylesterase 8-like
Exons: 9
Biological process (GO): cell wall organization
Cellular component (GO): plant-type cell wall
Molecular function (GO): pectin acetylesterase activity
Source: RefSeq, a predicted model, not a curated record
AAAGCUUUGUCAUUGCCAGAUUUCUACAACUGGAACAGAGUGAAGAUACGUUACUGUGAUGGUUCAUCGUUCACUGGUGAUGUUGAGGAAAGAGACCCUGUCUCCCAUGUUUACUACAGAGGAGCCAGGAUAUGGCGUGCUGUUAUUCAAGAGCUACUUGCUAGAGGAAUGAGGACGGCCGAGACUGCUCUUCUUAGUGGAGGUUCAGCCGGAGGAUUGGCCUCGAUACUUCAUUGCGAUAGCUUUCGAGGCUUUCUUCCAUCGAGUGCCAAGGUUAAAUGUCUUUCAGAUGCUGGUUAUUUUGUGCAUGUGAAAGAUAUCGCCGGAGAAGAAACCAUCAAGGCCUACUACAAUGAUGUUGUGACUACACAUGGAUCUGCAAAGAAUUUGCCUGGCUGCAACUCAGCAAUGGAGCCAGCAAUGUGUUUUUUCCCACAAUACAUGGUCCAUGAAGUGAAGACGCCUCUGUUUAUUCUGAAUUCAGCUUAUGACUCAUGGCAGGUUAGUAAUAUUUUGGUACCAGAAACUGCAGAUCCUAAUGGAACUUGGAAGGACUGCAAGCUUCAUAUCUCGCGGUGCUCUCCGACUCAACUCAAAGUCUUGCAAGAGUACAGGGGGAACUUUUUGAAUGCACUGAAGGCAUUGGAUGAGUUGAGGUCCAUGGGCAUGUUCAUAAACUCAUGCUUUAUCCACGGCCAAACACGAUUGCAAGAGGCAUGGUUCGGUGCUCACUCCCCUACGCUUAACAACACAAGAAUUGCCACUGCGAUCGCAGAUUGGUUCUACGACCGAAGAGGCUUCGUAUGGAUCGAUUGCCCCUACCCUUGCGACUCGACUUGUCUCAAUGUAUGAUCUCUUGAUGGUAUCUUGAAGCAAUGUGCAACCUUUUCCCGGAGAGAAUAAUUUUUUAAGGUUCAUCUAUUUUUAAAAUU